AUGAGAGAAGCGUCCAGAAUUGUGGCUUUGAGUGGCUAUCCAAACUAUCCGACCUUCAGACACGUCGUGGAAAACUUUACUACCCCUAGUAGCGCGCGAGCGUACUAUGGACAACGCUUGAGAUCUUGGUUCCAUGCGCCCGAGAGUGGAAAUUAUAAAUUUACAAUCAACUGCCCGUAUGCUUGCGAUUUUUAUUUUACUUACAAACAUGAAUUGACAAAGAAACUCUUCUAUAUCUCGACCGGGUAGGUAAAAAUUAUAUCAGGUUAUGGAUUAGAAAUUAUAUCAGGAUCGACUUUGCGAAUGCUAGACAAUAAAUUUCAGAAUUUGUAACCGUUGUUCAUUACAAACACUUGAAGCAAUUUUUCAAAUAGGACUAUUAAGAGUUGACUAAAAUUCAAGUCCGCCCAGUUUGAUCAAGUAGAAACAAAGCAGAGGAAUUGAUCAAAAUACGAAACUUGAAAUUUAGUCGUCACUAGUCCGAAUUGGGCAGGAUAUGAAAUGGUUUCUCGUGCGAACUUAAAUCACCAUAAAGUGAGGCGAAUUACUUUUGAUUGAGGCCAAUGUCUGAUAUAGCGACGUGUUUAGCCGGCUUCUUUUUUCACACGUUCCGCUAAACCAUCAAGUUAACAUUUCGGACCAGUGAUCUGGAUUUAUGUGUGGGAACUCCAUAUUUUGCUUGGGUAUGAUUUCCUGUUAUUCUACUUAUUCUCCCCAAAGUAUUGUUUAUGGAACUCACUAUAACUUAUACAAAGAAUAUUUUUAGACCAGUUGCCAAAACUACAGAAGAAUUAACCUUGGUUGCUGGUGAGCUAUACACUUUAGAUGUAGUGAUGGUCUUCAAAAAUCCUUCUCCUGAAUUCAGUCUUGGAUUUCAGCACAUAGGAAGUGGUCUUAUACAGAAUCCUAUUGGGAGGGAAUAUCUCAUGUGGAAACCUAAACGUAAGACUUAUAUACAUUUUGUAAUUUUCAUAUAAAUUUUCUAAUCCCAUCCUAAUCAUAACAAUAACAGUUCGGAGUCCUAACCAUACCCAAUCCAUGAUGCCCUGACAGAAGCAAACAUACACGCCAUUAUAUCCUACGAGAAGCUAUCUGUGCGAACUUUUUUAACUCGAUUGUGAAUAACCACGAUAACGAAUUAAAUAAGUUGCUACGCACGACCAACGAAGCAUCUUAGGAACUAAGACAGAACAGGCAUUUGCAAUUCCCAGUUAGAGUACCAACAGGUUUAGAAAUGCUUUUAUUAUGUCUUCCACCAUUGAAAAUGUUUGAUCUGAAUGACAUUUUACCAUUAGCCUAUAUAUAAUGUUAUCUGGCACUUUUAAUCCAGAUAUAUUUAUAUAUAACUUUGAAGAUAAUUAACUGUUAGGAUAACAGGGUGCAGAGGAGUCGAGUUCGUUUAGUAAAACAAAACAACCACCGUCUUACCCUGUUUAUUGUCAUAUAUUUCAUUGUAGAAAAUUCCACUGUGUGCAUUAUAAACAAAUGCAUAUUUUAUUAUAAUAUAUUGCUAGUCUGUUGAAAUUAUCGUGAAACCAUAACAAUAUUGUAUGAUUGUAUAUUUCGUACUUCGUGUAACAUGAACACCAAAUGAAUAUACUGUGAAGGUAUCGAUUAUUGUGGGCUCACAUUUCGCUAAAAUGGGACUGACUAUAGGAAACGAAGAAAGAGAGGAGACAGUCACUCAUUGGGGUGAUAUUUUAGGAUGGCUAUAACUUGCUUAAUAUUUCAUAAAUGAACAUAAUUUUAAAUGUAUACAAUCUACAAAUUGUCUGUUCUUACUACUUUAAGAAAUAAAUUUCAUUAUAAUAUAACUGGCAUACAGCAGACAAUUUGAUUGCCUAUUUAAUGCGCGUGAUUGUGACGCAAUAAUGCACUGUGUUCUGUAGUGCCUUGCUCUUUCUGUGUUUUUCUCCCGCUUCAUCCGAGGCUUCAUCUUUUAGCCGAAGAUAUAAACAAAACGAUAGACUUCUCAAAUAAGAACUAUAUAAUAAUAAGACUUCUCAAAUUUUUUUAUUGUUUUUGCUGCUUCGUUCGCUUGAAAGCGACGUCGACAGUAAAAGCAUGCGCGUGACGUCACAUUUGUAACUCAUUGCCAUACUAUAUCCAUUUACUCUGAAGAUGUCUUAAGUUAAAGACGAAACGUUACUCACUCAAUAGUACUCCUGAAAUAAAUUUUAUGUCUAUAUUCUUGUCUAUAUGGCUCUUUUGCGUACGUUAUGCUUGGCAUUAAUCUUUGUAUUACAAUUACGAUUCCCGCCUGGUUCAUCACUGUCUUGCAAGUAUAUUGAAAUAAUUAUAUUCAAUUACAAUUAACAAGGUAAGACGGUGAUUGUCUUGUUUUACUAAACAAACUCGACUCCUCUGCUGCCUGUAUCAAAAUUUGAACUCAGCAUGCUUUGAGAUACUUUUAUAUGAGUCCCAUUGAAAUUCUAUUAGUUUAUAUUCUUUUAAUAAAUUUUACCGUAUUUUAAUAUUGCUGUAAUAUAUUUUAUACUAAUUGUUUGUAGUUUUGUAAAUAUGGAAUUCAGCUGCGCAUAUAUUUUCAUUAAUAAAUCGUAGUCGUAGUCGCAAUCGUAAUCGCAAUAGUCAACGUAGUUAUUCUUAUUAGUAAUUAUUAAUACUAUUUCUUAUUAUUUAUUUUUAAUUAUUCUUAUUUUUAUUAAUUAUUAUUAUUCUGCAUUAUUAUAAUUCUUAUUGAUGAUAACUCUAAUUCUUGUUGCUCUUCUCCAGACGAACUCCUCAUUCCAGAAAGUCUUCUCAUUAACAAACUCAACCUCUCUCUCAACUUACAGUACAAGACAGUUCGGUCUCUCUACUUCUACUCUGAUCCAUUCCUUUUUCUACUUUUGUAAUAUAAUAUCUUGUAAAUAGUUGUAAUUUAUUCAUAUUUCUGUGUUUUCCGCUUUGUAUGUCAUUGCUCUGAAGAUGUCUUAAGUUAAAGACGAAACGUUAGCUUUCUAAUAAAUAUUUUAAACUAUGUUAUUGUUAUGGCUCUUUUACGUAUUUUAUGCUGGGCAUUAAUAUUUAUUUUAAGAUUACAAUUUCCGCUUGGUUGAUCUAUCGCAAGUAAUUCUUAUUCAAAUCCAGAUGUAAUGACAACAAAUAAUUUGUUGCAGCAUUACAAGGCGUGGCAAGAAGCGUGUGGAACACCCGCUUCUAUUCUAUGUCAUCUCGAUAUGAUGUGCGAUGGUUUAUAGAAAGAUUUCCCCUACCAGACCACCAAGACGUGUUAACAAAGUUUGAAGUUCCUGAAUAUGGUCGUUACUAUGCGCAAAGACUUGAGGCGUAUUUACUUGCUCCAACGAGUGGGUCCUACAACUUCUAUAUGGCGUGUUCUGAAGGAUGUUAUUUCUAUCAAGGCGAUGUUUACAGGUUCAGCUCGUCUGGGGUGAGCGCUACAUCAAAGUAUACCGGGUAAGAAAUAUAAAGACUCAAAUUAAAAACUGAAUAUAACGACCUUACAAGUCCUUCAGUGUCUGUGAAUAUUUGACCCUACUAGAGGAAACAGUUAGAGCUAUCAAACAUCAAUUGAGUUAGUUUAGAUUAGGUUUUUUCUGAUGAUAAUAAUGGAUCAAUACGACUGAUAUCUAUGGACAUGACCCUUACAGAAGCUCUAGGGCUAACAGUUUAGAACUGAUUAAACUAUGAGGAAUAAAUAAAAUUAAUUUAGUUUAGUACGUACCAUUAACUGUAACACUUGUAGCUGAAAUUACCUUUAGAAGCGUUUACGUCAUGCAAUCUUCAAUCCAACAAAAUAUUAGGUCGACGUAUUGCAAUGUGGGAUACAUUUAUUCCUCAUAGUUCAAUCAGUUCUAAACUGUUAGCCCUAGAGCUUCUGUAAGGGUCAUGUCGUAUUGAUCCAUUAUUAUCAUCAAAAAACCUAAUCUAAACUAACUCAAUUGAUGUUUGAUAGCUCUAACUGUUUCCUCUAGUCCAAUAAGGGUCAUCUCUUAUUAGUAUACAUUCAACCAUGGACCAUUAAAAAUCCAGCAUUCUGAUUGGCUAAUCAACCAUGGACCCUUACAUAAGGGUGCGUGGUUGAGAAAAAAGAUGGCAUGAAAUGUUUGUUUUGGAAACGUUUUGAGAGAAUUUUGUCAAAACUCCUUUCUCCGAAGAAGAAAAAAGAUUUUGGAAAAAAGCGUUUUUAUUUUGAGUAGGAGUGCGUAUAAUAAAAAAAUUGCACAACUUGGUCUCGUUGUCAAUGGCGACGCUUUCGUUUACUAUUCGCUCAUAGACAAUUUGACUUCGUUGUCUAAUUGUUAAUUGAUGCAUGAUUAUCACAGAAGGAAACCUAACCUAAACUAACUUUUGCUCAAUGCGGAGAGCCUUAUGUAUAAUUUCUAACUAACUGUUCUUUCUAUAGUAAUCCUAUCUAAGUUUAGUGUUACUACAGGAAAAAUAGUUUAUAUUUUCAGGCUAUACCGAAGACGUAUCCUACAAAAUUUAUAAAGAUUUCUUUUUCAUAAAGGGGAACGUCUUACAGUCUAUCCAUGGAAGGCGGUUUAUUUUACCAUCUUAAAGUGUUGCAUUAUGUUACUACAACAACAAAUUACAUCACGUUUGGAGUGACGUUACCAGAUGGCACUCAACUGCGUCCAAUACCCGGAAAAUAUUUGUGGAUCGAAUUGCCAGGUAAGACGAUCCAUUUUUUGCUUCGUAUUAACAACAUCAAUGUUAAGUGAAUCCUAAGGCAAAUCCUAACCAUAAUGUAUAAAUUCGAGCAGAGUUUGUACAAUUCUUAAAUUCAAGGCAUUGAAUGUCCUGGAAUUGAUAAAGAAUUGCUUUGACAGUUUAUUGAAUUGAUUUUGUUCAUUUAGUCGAAUGGUCUGUGGUAGUAUAGGUAAUGUCAAUAAUAACAAAAUGUCGGUUGGUAGUGAUGAAAACAACAGAGAUCAUAAAUAACACUAGAGGAGGCAUCGAGGUUAAAAUUUGAGAACGCGGUUAAUGGGGGGAAACUUUAGGUUCCGGAUAUAAAAUCAUGCUCUCAUUGGCUAAAUUGAAACUCCUCACCAAUGGGAACACGAGUAGACAUCCAGGACUUGAAUUUGCCCCACAGUAGCCGCACUUUGCGAUGGCUCCUCUAAUAAUCUAGAUCUCUAUGGAUGCAACCACCUGGAAAUUACAAUGCGAAAUUAGACGUUUGAAACAGUGCCCUUCUGCUGGAAGUCAGUAGCCAAAACUAUUAUAACUUUCUAACGAAGGCCUUCGGUCGAAACAUACAUCACUACCAACCGAAGUUUUAUUAAAAUUGUUCAUGUCUGUCAAAGGUAUUUGUGCAGUUCAGCGCUCAGGCGGCGCAAACUUGCAAAGGUCAGCAUAAUAAUAUUAUAGUAACAAUAUGUCAUAAAAUAUAUAUUAUAAAUCAAAUUUAGUUGCCUACCAUAUAAAUCAUAGUUGUAAUCAUAUAAAUCAAAUUUAGUUGCCUAUUUGAUAGUGUGCAAAUGUUCUCCUUUUAUUCCUCUUGGUUGAAUUAAUAUUUUCCGCCGAAAACUUUGGAUACUUCCUCGGGUAGAAGAAUUUGCAUCACAGAUUACGUCAUCAGUUAGUUAUAGUGAUUAGUGUUGAGGUUAAGCCUGGUUCACAUAUGCCUGCGGCAUGCCUGUGACUGUAUCAUUAUGCCUCAACUUGCCGCCGAAAUACCGGGAAAGUUGAACUCAAGUCAACUUUCCCGGCCUACCGCCGAUGUAAUUGUUGCACUGGAGGCAAUCGGCGAACAAAUAUUCACAUAAUUUACGUUUUAAGCUACCACCGGCAUCGUCGCCGGUACGUCGCAGGCACGUUGCAGGCAUAUAUGUGAACCAGGCUUUAAGGUUAGGGUAAGGGUAAGGGUUAGAUUAAGGAUUAGGCUUAGAGAUAGGGAUUGGGUAAUAUCUGACGCCGCAAACAACACAACUAGCCGAUCAUGUGCAUGAUCAGUUUUCCUCUACCCGAGGAACUAGCCAAAACUUUGCACUCGAUGGUUGCGGCCGCUACUGCUAUAUCUAAUACGUGAAAAGGCUAACGACUUGCUAUCGUCGAUCUGUCGGCACAAGCAGUUUGAAUCGCAAAUUCUUGAUAUAUAAGUUUUGGGCCAUAUUUUAACAAUGGAAAUCAAAAUCCAUUUUAUAUUAAACUUACAGAGGCUGACAAUUACUACCGCGAACGCCUGGGCAACCAGGCCUCCUUUAUUUUUGGGAUUUACGGGAGAGGAGGAGGAGGCCGCCUGCUCCAGGCAUGCAAAUGCUAAAAAGCGAGAAGGACAAUGGGGAACAACAAAUUGUCGGACUGUAUAUAGCACGUAUGUUAUAAUAAGAAUAUGUUACCUCCACUCUUUGUGCUUUAGUGUGUAACUUUAUUAUUAUUCAAAACUCACAUUUUAACGGUAUAAACGUCGAAUCUUAUUAACUCUCUGUCUUUUCUACACAAUACAAUUCUCCUAAUCUCAAUACCGCAUGCUCUGUCACGCCAUGUGACGUACUUCUGGUCUAUUGCUAAUUACGUAAUGUUAAAUUCCGUGGGGUACAAAUGCAUUUAAAACAAUUUAUGAUGUCUAUAUAUCAUAUUUCAAAUUAGCCUUUAACAUAACGAUCAUAUUUCGAAAUAAUGUAACGCCAUGUAAAUUCCAACGAUAAAGGAGGCCUGGUUGCCCAGGCAUUUGCGGUAGUCAUCGCCGGCCUUUGUAAGUUCAAUAUAAAAUGCAUUUCGAUUUCUAUCGCAACAAUACGGUCCAUCCUAAGCGUAAUAUGAUAAUUCAGAACUUUGGAUUAAAUUGGCAUUAAAGUGGACUUCACAUUUCUAGUAAUAAUAAUAAUAAUAAUAAUAAUAUAACGAAUAUUUAUACAGGAUAGACACUUCAACAAAAAAAACUUCUGUUAUCAAUGUGUGUCCUGUGUUUACGCAUGCACUAAAUAUAGAUACAAAAAAAAUAAAGGUAAGAUAAUAUAAAUCUAGAGUUAGAGUGUCCAUGUUCACGGAUUUCUGAAAUGUUCGUUCAGCUGUUUCUCGAAGUCAUUUGUACUCUCAGCUUUACGAAUCUCAAGUGGGAGCUCGUUAUACAGUUUUGCACCCAUGUAGUAAAAUGAUCUUCGCGCGUAUUAGUUCUCUAAUAAUAUAUGUUGAGAUUUUUUGGGGUUUUUUAAGUAUUUUUUUUCGAGUGUUAUUUUUUUGUAGUUAUUUCUCUAAUGCAAUGGCGAACACUUUUCGAAAUAUUGACGGAUGGGAGUGGGAGGGUCGAACUGUUUUUAGUGUUUCAAAAAUGUUGGGGGGAGGGAUAGAAACUUUCUCUCUCCCUGUCCCCCCUCCACAGUGUCGGUCACUGUUUUAAUUUCCGAAAAUACAUAAUAAAAUAAAGGUAACUUAUCUUUAGAAUAAAUAUUGUAAUUCCUUUUAUGUAGAAAAAGUACAGUAUGAAGAUGGGGCAGCCAAACAAGCCCGCCCAGUCAAUUCACAUUUUGCCAUUAAUGCAGUAGAUAAUAAUCCGUCGACUUGCUCACUUUCUAAACAAUCAAAAGACCCAUGGUUACGCCUGUAUACUGAAUAUAUUGUGAACGUGCAUGCAGUUGCCAUUACCAACCGGGUCGAACAUUCGUCCAGUCUGGAUAAUUUCAAAAUUAAAGUUGGUGAUAACAACCCUGCGAAGAAGGAUGAUAAUCUAACAUGUUAUGGUCCAGUAUCGCAUAUCCCUGCCGGGAAAACUGUCGCAUUCCCUUGUAAAAGACCCUUGACUGGUAAAUAUGUCGUGGUGUAUAUAUAUGGCAAUAGUAGAACCCUGUCAAUAUGCGAGCUUGUUAUCUACGGAGAGCGAGUAGUCG
Molecule: messenger RNA, 7793 nt
Organism: Paramuricea clavata
Lineage: Eukaryota; Metazoa; Cnidaria; Anthozoa; Malacalcyonacea; Plexauridae
Source: the annotation of a GenBank genome assembly